Capsella rubella is the source of this 462-nucleotide messenger RNA. RefSeq lists its product as uncharacterized. The transcript is spliced from 2 exons. The coding region runs from base 42 to 452 and encodes 136 amino acids. Lineage: Eukaryota; Viridiplantae; Streptophyta; Magnoliopsida; Brassicales; Brassicaceae. The record is from RefSeq and is a predicted model, not a curated record.
UAAGUCAGGAGGAGGUAUGAGUAAACAACGAGCGCCUGAGAAUGAUUAUGAUGUUCUUAUUGAAUGUAGAAAUGUCUACAAAUCGUUUUGGGGAGAAACAUAUCUUGAAACGUGUUAGCUUUAAGGUAGUUUUGUUUUUGUUAGGAGAGGAGCCUAAUGUCCUUCACUUCAUGGAACAAACUCACCUAUAUAAGAAGACACGCACAAUAAGUGACUUUAAGACAAAACAGAUUAUCGACAAGGCUACAAGUGAGUUAGAGCUUCUCCAAUCACAACACCAAACCGAAGGAGAUGACUCGGUUCAGUCUAACCCUCUUACACCAGAGGAGAUUAAUUCUGUCAUGCGUAAAGUUGUUCCGAAGGUGAGAGGAAGACGUUAUGGACUUGGUACUCUUUUGGAUGAAGGAUGCUCGUCUUCCUCAGGUACUCCACGCCAAAUUCCUAAGCUCUGAGAAGAGAUUC